GUCUAGGAUUUCAGCCUUGAUUCUCUUUUGGUCUUUUCCAAUCUCCACUCUCAUUUUUUGGCUUUUUCCUCUUUAAAAACCCCACACUUGUUUUAAAAGGACUAAAUAGAUAGAGUUAAAGAGGGGGAUGUGUCACAUAUUUCUUGGACUAUUUAGCAACAACAAAGGGUGUCUCACUACUCACUACUAACAAUACUUGUCUAGUGCUUUUGCUCAUCAUUCCCAAACACACACACACAAAAAAAAUCCCAUUUGAUUUGAUUUUUUUUUCUUUCUGUUAGACAUAGAAAAAAAAAAAAUCAAAAUGGAUUAUGGUAUGAUGGGAGGUGAUUCAGAAUGUAGUAGUGGUUGUGAGUCUGGUUGGACUUUAUACUUGGAAAAUUCUUAUAUAACUUGUUGUAAAGGUGAAAAGAGUUUAAAGCAAAAACAAGAAGAAACAGAGGAAGAAGAAGAUUUGUCAAUGGUAUCUGAUGCAUCUUCAGGACCUCCAAAUUUUCAUCAAGAAGAAGAAUAUGGACAUAAUAAUAUUAUUAAUGGUGCUCAUUAUUAUGCACCAAUUAGUAAUCCAAAAAGGCAGAAAUCUAAGGAUAAAAAACAAAAACACAAACAAAAACAACUUUCUGUACUGGAUGAUACAGCUAGUUCACCUAUCUUUGAUUUCUCCAAUAACAAUUUCAGUAAUAUCAACAACAACAACAACACAAAGUCAGUGGAAAAUAAUGUAUUGGAUUUUUCACAAGGUUAUUCUGCAACACAUUUUCAGGGGAGAUCUACAUACCAAGAACACUAUGGUUAUUUCCAGUCAUCUUUACUACCUGGAAACAAAUUUCAAGAAAAUCAAUGGUUUGAAGAGAAGAGGUGGGGAUAACAGCUAUCAGUUUUUUUUUUUUUUAAUUAAAAAAAGUGCUGAUGUUAAAUUGCAGCCAAGUGAAUGUUUAGAAAGUGGGAAGGAGUUAAAUUUGUCAAAGCAAAAGGAAUUGAAUCUCCAAAGGGAUUCUUGUUCCUUUUUCUUUUUUCUGUUUUUUUUUUUUUGGUUUUCUUUUGGCUGUCAAUGCAUUGGGAAACAGCUUUAAGAGAAAAAAAAUGGGAGUUAAUUUCCUCUCUAAUUAUCUUGUUUGUCAAUGAAUAGUAGCUACAGUUUAGCUCUUCUUAA
Molecule: messenger RNA, 1153 nt
Organism: Solanum lycopersicum (tomato)
Lineage: Eukaryota; Viridiplantae; Streptophyta; Magnoliopsida; Solanales; Solanaceae
Product: protein SOB FIVE-LIKE 5
Biological process (GO): cytokinin biosynthetic process
Source: RefSeq, a predicted model, not a curated record